AACUUAACUUAGCAUAACAAAAACAAUAAUGGCGUCAAACCCAGAGCAGUACGAUUCUGCAUUGUUAGGAAUUUUACAAAAUGAAGGAAAAGUUGCACCAUUUAUUGAUGUUGUUCUCGGGUUUUUAUAUAGAAGAACUGACUUCUUUAGAAUAAUGAAAAAAGACACAGAUAAACUUGGAUUUCCACCUGGUGUUGCCUUGAAACUUUUAGAAAAUAUUUUCAAAAAGUAUGAGAACUUAGCAGCACAAGAUUAUAAGAGGACAGAAGAAAUGAAAAAUUUAAGAGAGAAGAUGACAGAAUCUGCCUCAAAAGAAUCAACAGAUGCUGAGCCAAAGGUUAAGGUCAUCACAGACACUGAAAAAACUCCAAAAGAAUCUAAAAGUAACGAAGAAAGAAGUAAAGAUGAACCAGUAGAGAAAAGAAUGAAAGAAAUGCACAUGGAAACGCCGGCUGAUUCUCAAGUGAAGGAAUCAACAUCUCAGGACAAACAAAAUACUGAGUCAUCAAAAGAUAAGGGAGAUAAUGAUGAUGAUGAAACGGAAGAUCCUGAGCAAACAAGACUUCGAAGAGAACUCCAGGCUAACCCCCUCACUUAUAAUGGUGCUGAACGUGAAUCUUAUUACUGGUCACAAACAAUUACAGAAGUGGAUUUAAGGGUUAAGGUACCUAAACACAUAGGAAAAGGCAAGCAAGUCAAAGUUGAGCUCAAGAAGAAACACAUUUCUGUCCAAAUACAAGAAACAGACAAUAGCUGGAGAGACGUUGUGAACAAUGAUAUUUCCUGGGAAAUCAACACAGAAGAGUCAAUGUGGACACUGAAUCCUGGAGAAUUUGUUCAUAUAAAUCUGGAGAAAAAACAAGAGAGGUGGUGGGAACAUGUCUUUGUAGAUGAGCCAAAAAUCAAUACUCGUAAAAUUGACUGCAGCCGACCCAUGACAGAUUUAGAUGACGAGGCCCAGGCUAAAAUAGAAGAAAUGAUGUACAACCAGCGGCAAAAACAACUGGGACUUCCACAGUCUCAUGAACUAAAAACACAUGAAAUGUUAAGGAAAGCCUGGGACGCAGAAGGUUCACCAUUCAAAGGCCAACCUUUUGACCCAAGCAAAUUCAAUGUGGACACCAGUGGCAUUGUCAACUUUGAUAAUUAAUGACUUAAUUUGAAUAUGUAUGAAAGUUCUUUAUAAUUUUGAGUAAAUCUGUUUUGCAUUCACUGUGUUAUUUCACUUGGUAAGCUUAUUGGGGGGCUUGAGAAUUUUGACUUGUGUUUGUCAUAACAUUAUGUCAAGAAAGUUGCAUUAAAUAACAUUCACAAUAUAA
Biomphalaria glabrata is the source of this 1319-nucleotide messenger RNA. RefSeq names its product nudC domain-containing protein 3-like. The record is from RefSeq and is a predicted model, not a curated record. The coding region runs from base 29 to 1150 and encodes 373 amino acids. Lineage: Eukaryota; Metazoa; Mollusca; Gastropoda; Planorbidae. Gene Ontology annotation, biological process: protein folding. Gene Ontology annotation, cellular component: cytoplasm. The transcript is spliced from 8 exons.